Molecule: messenger RNA, 342 nt
Organism: Lottia gigantea (owl limpet)
Lineage: Eukaryota; Metazoa; Mollusca; Gastropoda; Lottiidae
Exons: 2
Cellular component (GO): nucleus; cytoplasm
Molecular function (GO): protein binding
Source: RefSeq, a predicted model, not a curated record
AAUGUUAACUUACAGGACAGUGAAGGUUAUUCACCAUUACAUAUUGCGGUAGUCAGGAAUCAUGAAGACAUUGUAAAGUAUUUAAUAGAGAAUAGAAACUGUAAUGUUAACUUACAGGACAGUGGAGGUUAUACACCAUUACAUAGAGCGGUAGUCUUAUAUCUUAAAUGUAUUGAUAUUUUACUCAAUCUUGGUGCAGACGUCAAUAUACAAGAUAAAGGCGGGAAAACAGUUUUAAUGUUGGCUUGUAUGAAAAAUGAUAGAAAAUUGUUAGAAAAACUAUUAAUACAUGGAGCUGAUGUUAAUAUUGUAGAUAACCAUGGUCGAUCUGCUCUACAGUAC